GCCCCGUUCAUGUUUUGCCUGUUUUGCUUCUGAAAGGGACUUCUUUUCUCAGUCAAGAAUCUCUGAGCUUCGAUCAUCAAAAAACAUGAGUGCGGCGUCCUCAGAGACCGCGAUGCUGCCGCUAGAGCUCACACUCGUCCUCGCAGCCACCCGGGACAUGGGCAUUGGCCUGCGAGGGACCCUCCCAUGGACCGGGCUGAGAAAAGAGAUGGCUUACUUUGCCCGGGUUACAAAACGUCUGCCUCCUUCUGUCGAACCCCCUGUCAUGAACGCUGUGAUCAUGGGCCGCAAGACGUGGGAGAGUAUACCACCCAAAUUUAGGCCGCUAAAGGGAAGACUCAACGUCGUCAUCAGCCGGUCAUUUGGUUCUCCUGCUGAAGAGCCGGCAAGUGUGGAGACAGAACCAGUCAAGGCUUCGUCCCUGGAGCAAGCCAUCGCGUAUCUGCAAGGGAAGCCCCAAGGAAGCUUGGGACGAGUAUUUGUGAUUGGCGGUGGUCAGAUCUAUACUGCCGCCCUGGAGUUGAAGGAAGCAAAGAGAGUCUUGUUGACAAAGGUCAUGUCUGACUUUGAAUGCGAUACAUUCUUCAGUCUCAAGUUGAACGAUGAGGGAGAGUGCUCCCCAGGGUGGGUCAAGAGAUCCAAGGAGGAAUUGGACACAUGGACUGGAGAAGUGGUCCCUGAGGGUACUCAGAUUGAAAAUGACACCUCUUAUGAGUUUCAGAUGUGGGAGAGGACGGGUUGAUACCUCGUGAUACCAAGAUAAUAAUACAUGAUCAAGCCAACUCCAAUGUGCAGUCCCUUUCCCUUUAUGCAGCCUAUCUUACUAGUUCUUACAAAUUGGCCAGCGAGAUUGAACGUCAUUGACUACAAUCUCACUUGAAACGGCUACUAGGCUUCGCCUGGGCCGGCUUGUCCCCAGACGCAGCCCCCUGGGUGGUCUGCCCGAGCAAGGCUGGCUCAUCCACCAAUUUCAGCUCAGCAGUAGGCUGCGUCUUAAAUACGCUGCCACCGUGGUACAGCAGCGCCGGGUCGAGCAUCUUGUCCAGAGACAGUGAGAUCGACCUCAUCCAGCUGACGAUGGCCGCAACGUGCCUCAUGUCGACGUUCUCGUCCGCCUUGAAGAUGUUCCUCCACACCGCCGACGCCAUCACGGCGUCGCCCUUGACCAGACCCUCGUCGUACGCCAGUAUCACGCCCCUCCACGUCUGGAAUAGGUUCUGCAGGUGCCGCUGGCGGAUCAUGCGCGACGACAUGCCGUGGUUCACCUCCAUGACGUCCUCGGCGUUGUGGAAGAAGUGGUUCACCAGCUGGUUCUGCCACGCCUGCCACUGGUUUUUCUCGAGGCACCGUAAUCGCACGACUAUGAGGUACAGGUGCAGCAUGGUCACUUGCGACCAUGUGCUGAACGUCGGGGGGAGACCAAACUCUGUGGGGCAGUCUGGUCAGCAAUCGCAAUUCGGCCUGAGGCUAAGCAGCAGGGGGCACAUUGUACCAUCAUGCCAGACACCACCUCCA
Molecule: messenger RNA, 1515 nt
Organism: Diaporthe batatas
Lineage: Eukaryota; Fungi; Ascomycota; Sordariomycetes; Diaporthales; Diaporthaceae
Product: dihydrofolate reductase
Exons: 2
Coding region: 86-742 (218 amino acids)
Biological process (GO): folic acid metabolic process; dihydrofolate metabolic process; glycine biosynthetic process
Cellular component (GO): mitochondrion
Molecular function (GO): dihydrofolate reductase activity; NADP binding
Source: RefSeq, a predicted model, not a curated record